UGCGUAACACAAAUGCGGGUCAAGCUCGGUUGAACCGAUUAAAAAAGAAAAAUUGAAGAAAAUUGUUAUCAACAACGGGGCUAAAGUUGCGAAUGCCCCUCCAUCGUAUGUAAAUGCGACGCUCAGGGUUCGGAGAGAACUAAUAUCAUCACAAUAAAAGUUCUCAUAAGAUGGAGUCGACAGAAGCAGGACCGUCGCCUGAAACCCGACAGCUCCAGUUUGAGCAGGGCGUAGCUAUCUCGCUACACCUAUGGCUCUCCUUGACAGUCGCGGUGCAAAAUGGACUAGGCGGUUCCGACUCCGAGGACAAGCGCGACUGGUUCGCCGGUGCGGUCGUCGAAAUGUUCCCUAGCUUCGUCGACCUCGCUAAGCCGCGCAAGCCCAGUCAGAAACCCCCCACCGAACCCGACGCGGAGGAUGUUGAAGCCACCCUGCUGCAGGUAAUGUGGGACGAGUUUGAAACGAAUGUCGACGAUGACUCCGAGGUUGAGGUGGCAGAGCGCAUCGUCAAGGUCCGCACUCAAUGCGCCGCCGGAGAUUUCGAAUUCAUCGAGGAACUAAGGCGCAGAUGGCUAGCUACAAAGGGCAAAACAGUUAAGGUUCAGGAGGUGGAUGCAGGAGAUCAGGAGACCGACUGGGAGAGCGAGGACGACGAGGACGAUGAAGAUGACGAUGUUGAAAUGGAUGAAGCGCCUGCUCUAGUUGCAGCGCCCAAGGAGAAGCCGCCUCCGGAGGUAGACGAGGACGGGUUUACAAAAGUUACGCGAAAGAAGCGCUGAGCACGAUCAUACCAUAUCAAGUUUUGAACUGCAGACUCUAGGGGAGUAGGUUUGCAAGUAAUGGCACUGCAAGUUCGAGACGAAGUAUGCUUGAAAUGAUAUAAACAGAGCAGGCAAGGCGGACAAAUAUAUCAUGCGUUCGGGGCCAAUCCAAUAAAAAAACCAGCAACGCCUAUGAGAGCACCAAAUCCGAACAGCCCAUACCAAAGGGAGAGCGGCAAUAUGCCAAGGAUUAAGCAGUAGCAUUACUCCCAUUCAUCAUCAUCGCUGUCGUCGCUAUUAUCUGCUUUCCGGGCCUCCUUGGGACUGUUCGGGGCCUG
Messenger RNA from Daldinia vernicosa, 1099 nucleotides. Its product is annotated as Pre-rRNA-processing protein TSR2-domain-containing protein. Gene Ontology annotation, biological process: maturation of SSU-rRNA from tricistronic rRNA transcript (SSU-rRNA, 5.8S rRNA, LSU-rRNA). Gene Ontology annotation, cellular component: nucleus. The transcript has 2 exons. The coding region runs from base 171 to 779 and encodes 202 amino acids. Lineage: Eukaryota; Fungi; Ascomycota; Sordariomycetes; Xylariales; Hypoxylaceae. The record is from RefSeq and is a predicted model, not a curated record.